Molecule: messenger RNA, 2380 nt
Organism: Syngnathoides biaculeatus (alligator pipefish)
Lineage: Eukaryota; Metazoa; Chordata; Actinopteri; Syngnathiformes; Syngnathidae
Exons: 7
Coding region: 315-1274 (319 amino acids)
Source: RefSeq, a predicted model, not a curated record
GUUAAAUGGUUAAAAAAAAUGAAUAUUAAAUGAAUGGAUAUUUUGUGAAGGCGUCCAUCAAACGCGAGCAGGGUUAUUUUUGUAAAAUUUAGAAAAAAGAGAAACGGUUUUGAAGGAAGCGCUCGUUCUUAUUUUGUUUUGAAAGCUCCAUUAGGAAGUUAUACUACUCAAGAUGGCGGUCUUGAUGGCUCCUUGGAGACCAGUAUGAGUAAAAGUCGCCUUCUUCCUUCCCCUCCUCCUCCUCUUCCUCCUCCUCCCCCCCUCCUUGUCCAUUGGGCUCAUUUGUGUCCGGAUACAAACACUUUUCUCGUCAUAUGCACACUGUUAACUACAAGACGUCACGAUAUCAAUCCCAAAGAGAGCAGACCUUCAAGUGGGGACCAUUCUCCAGGAUGGAGGAUUCUCCAUCCAAGCUAUCGGUGGCUGAGCUGGCUGGCAGGUUCAAAGGUCACAUAGUGCCCAUGUCCAACGCACAUGACGAGUCUCCAUUUCGACGAAAACCUCCAUGUUCGCUGAGGUUUCCGGUUCGAGAAGAUGACGUGCAAGAAUCCGAUACCGACGUCGUUUCCACAAGCCCGAUUAAAAUCAGGAUGAAGAGCUCCAACAUCAUUGCGAGACUUCAGGAAGCUGUAAAUCCACUGGCAGAUGGCAGGCGAGACGCUGAGCUGGAGAAGCUUGGAGGAGAGGAGUUCGGGGAUGAUGCUGUUGAACGCAGACCUGAAGUCCACAAACAGGAUCCUCGCGCCAAUCUCGCUCUGUCGCCCACCACCCUGCUGCCGUCGCCCAAGGGUGCCGAGUUGAACCGGGAGCCCGAUUCACCGCCGCCCCCCGCCGCCGUCGAAACCACCGUGACCCCUCUGAACCCCACCCUGCGGUCCGCCCGGCUGUCCGUCGAAGAGGAGGAGCAGGAGGAGCCCGCCGGCUUCAACAGCCCUCCUGAAGGUGCCACGCUCCCCAACUUCCACAAGACUCGAGUACGGCUGUCGUUCAAGAGGCGUCCGCCCACCAGACAGCACAGGAGGUCAGCGGGGGAGGAGGCGUCGCUCUUGCAGUCGCCGGGCGAGUGCACUUCAGUCGAAGCCAACGGGGACGGCGUUUUACAAUGCCCGGACCGGGUCACUCUCGAAGAAGGCGAGGGUGAAGAGGACGAGCGCAGGGACAGUCAAGAGAAGCAGGGGGCGCGAGCGAAGACACCUCCAGAGGACGAAGAGGAGACUCGGGGAGAGGAGGAGGCGCGGCGGCCCCAGCAGAUGGAUGGUGGAGAUGCCCGCUGAUCGGUCAAAUGUGACUGCAAAAAGAAGAAAAAAUCCGGAAAAAAUGAUUUCGGAAUAUUUCCCCAAGUUUUACAAAAAAAAAGCCAACUUGCCUGCUCUGACGCCCUCGGGUGGCCCUUAUAGAACAAGCCCUGAAGUGUAUAUGUGGACAAUAUACCGGACAGUACAUUGCUGUUGAUCGAUCGAUAGCCACGCGGGAGUACACGGGAGUACGAGGGCCACCCUGAAAAGAAAGGAAAGAAUGACACUAAAAAAAAUGGAAGCUGUCAUCUUACCAGAAACAUAGUAUUUUUUUUCCAAAUUUAUCUUUUAUAAUUUAAAGUCAUAAUUUUAAGGAAAUAAAGUUAGAUUAUUUAGAUUUUUACAUCUUUUCCCCCCCUCAAAAACAUUUUCACUUUAUUCUCUCAAUAUCGGGUCUUGUAUCUUGAAAAUAUACAAGUUUAUUCUUGCAUUAGAACAACUUUAAUUUUGGAAAUAUGUUCUUUCUCAAAAGUUCGAAAAUAUAUGAUUUCAUUCUUAUAAUAUUUUGACUUUAUUCCUGUAAUAUUAUGACUUUAAUCUAAAAAAUAUUCAACUUUCCUUUCUCGUAAGUAGACUAUUUUUUAAAUGAAAAUAUAUAAUUUUAUCAUAAUGCUGGACAGCAAUUUCAGUCUUAGAAAUAUAGAUUUUUUUUCCCCCAAAGUACACCAAUUUUUGGGAGGAAAUGCAUGAUUUUAUUGUUGCAAUAUGUCUUGUAAAAUUACAAAUUUAGUCUAAAAAUGUCCACCUUUUCUUUCUUAAAAAUACACUUUUGUUAUACUACACUAGUAUUUAAGUAUAACAAUCUCAAUCUCAAAUAUAGAGGUUUUUUGUGAAAAUAUAAAACUUUGAUGGCGGCACGGUGGAGCAGCUGGGGUUCAAAUCCCGGCCCCACCUACGUGGAGUUUGCAUGUUCUCGCCGUGGCUGUGUGGGUCUACUCCGGGCACUUUGGUUUCCUCCCACAUCCCAAAAUCAUGCAACAUUAAUUGGAGACUCUAAAUUGCCCUUAGGUUUGAUUGUGAGUGCGGCCGUUUGUCUGUUUCCAUGUGCCCUGUGAUUGGCUGGCAACCAGUUCUGGGUAUACCUC